Molecule: messenger RNA, 1415 nt
Organism: Exaiptasia diaphana
Lineage: Eukaryota; Metazoa; Cnidaria; Anthozoa; Actiniaria; Aiptasiidae
Product: lanC-like protein 2
Exons: 9
Coding region: 86-1237 (383 amino acids)
Biological process (GO): peptide modification; carbohydrate metabolic process
Cellular component (GO): plasma membrane
Source: RefSeq, a predicted model, not a curated record
CUGUAUUCGCCGAGGAGGCGAGCUGUCUAGAAUCGGCCUUUAUAGUCGUUCAAAUCCAAAAAAUAACGAGUUUUUUGGCCAUGCAAUGGCCUCUGGUGAAUCAAGAGAGUUUGAAAAUACUUUUGGCGAUUAUGAUGGAUCUAGCAAGCUUUUAAAAGACAAUGGAGAGCUUCAGGAACCGUUUUACUCCAAACUCAAGGRAGAAACACUUCGACUAUUGACAAGAUUUGAGGAAGGUUUUGAAGAAGAGCGSGAUGACCAUAACUACUCUGUUUAUACAGGAACUGGAGGGGUUGCAUUUUUGUUUAUGCAUUUAGCUAACACAUUAUUCAAGGAUGAUCCCCCAAAGCAAGAAGAAUAUCUGAAUAAGGCUUUAGAAAUACUGGAAUUUGGUGCACACAACCUCACAGGCAGGAGAAGUACUUUUCUCUGUGGAGAUCCWGGUAUUCUUGCCCAGCUAGCAGUUAUUUACCACAAAUUAAACCAACCUAAAAAAGUCACCAAGUAUUUGAAUAGACUUGAAAUCAUGUCUGAGAAAGUAUGCAGAGAGCAAACAAUACCAGAUGAAGUGUUAUAUGGAAGAGCCGGCUACCUCUAUACAUCUGGUCAAAGACUAGCUAGACAAGAAAGACAAGCUUCACCACUCAUGUACAUGUGGCAUGGAAAGCAUUAUGUUGGYGCAGCACAUGGUAUUGUAGGAAUUCUGUAUAUGCUGUUACAGGCAAGGUCAUGUCAAGCUGUCCAAUCAAGCCUUGCAGACAUUGAAAGAAGCAUUGAGUUUUUGUUAACACAGCAAUUUUCUUCUGGUAACUUUCAUUCRUCUCUUGAAAACCAGUCAGAUAAACUUAUCCAUUGGUGUCAUGGGGCACCAGGGGCAGUUCACCUCAUGCUUAAAGCACACAAGGUUUUUGGUAAAGACAAAUAUCUAACAGCUGGUCUUAAGUGUGGUGAGGUGAUUUGGAAACGUGGUCUUUUAAGGAAAGGCUAUGGGAUAUGUCAUGGUGUKUCMGGCAAUGCWUAUGCCUUCCUUGGUCUUUACAAAUCAACCAACUCUGAUAAGUACAUUUAUCGCAGCCAAAAGUUUGCAGAGUGGUGUUUUGACUGUGGUAAACAUGGCUGUCGGAUACCAGACACACCUUACUCAUUGUUUGAAGGUAUGGCAGGAACUUUGUACUUCCUGGCCGACCUCCUUGUUCCUGGAGCUUCUCUUUUUCCAGCCUUUGAGUUUUAUGAGUGAAAAUAAAGAUGACAAGUAGAAACAUCAAGAAAACUAGUUUAGAAAUUAUUCAAGUCAAACUUACAAAAAAAUGUCAAAUUAAAGAGCUAUUAACGGAGCAAUUUGUCACAAACUUGGCACAAAAUGUCACUUUUAAAGUUGUUAAUAUAAAGUAAUAAAUUAUUACAUAAUAUUAGUA